AAUUCCUCCCCACCAUUUUCCCUCUGAGUGAGCGAACCUGGUAGUUUUACUGACCUUGCCCCCUCUCCACGAGGCAUUUCUGAGUGAAGGAACCUGUGGAAGGAACCUCUAUUACAACCUCAUUGGUUACUGACUUAACCUUUCAGUAACCUGAAGCUGAACAUCUCUCUGUAGUGCUAGUGAACAAAAAUAUUAUUGAAUCAUGGAGUCUGACGAUGAAACCAAUUGUAAGCGAAAGCGUAAAGUACCUAUUCAAAAUUUAGGUGGUAAAAGAAAGAAGAUUAUAGACCUCGUGGAUGCUGAAAAAGAAAGGCUCGAAAAACUUGUUUUGGGAGAUGCAUCGUACAUGCUUAGAAACCUGGGAGUUGGCGAUAAUGAUUCAGGAGUGGAAGAUAGUUUAUCUGCUGAUGAAGCUGGAAGACAGCCUGCAUGGGAGGAUGAAGAUGAUUUAGGAAUUAGCACAUCUGAAGAGCUAUUAACUAAUGAAGACAGGCUACGAAAGAAGUUUUCACAAACUUUCGGGCAACCUUCUUGGGCCAGACUUUCACAAGAAUCAGUUCAUGUUAAAAGUGAUGAAGAUACUCUUUUACUGCGGAGUUCUGGGAAUUUGAUAACUAAACCAACCUACUUACCUCGAAACAUUAUAAAUGUUAAACGUCUUGCUUCAUUGAAUAGUGAAACUCGAAAUGAAGGUCCCAUUUUAAAAUGUGUUGAAUUCCACCCCACUAGUACAGUUGCUUUAGUCGCUGGACUCUCUGGGACUGCAUCAAUUUUUCAAGUAGACGGAUUAGCAAAUAAUAAACUAUCUUCUAUUCAGUUUGAACGCUUCCCCAUUCGAUGUGGUCAUUUUUCUGCUGAUGGAAAACAGUUUAUUGUAGGAUCCCAACACCAUUCGUACUUUUAUGUUUAUGACAUGAUGGAAGGUUCAACAAUGAAAAUUAUAACCCAUCAUAACAUGGAACAAACUAAUAUGAAGAACUUUGAAGUCUCACCUGAUGGAAGGCUGAUUGCAGUAGCUGGACGCUUUGGACAAAUUCACCUACUUUCUGCAGCCUCUAAGGAGUGGAUUGCUGAUAUAUCCAUGAAUGGAAAUGUGAAAUCACUUUCAUUCAGUCCAGAUGGUUGUUUUCUCUAUUCUCAUGGAGAUUUAGGAGAAGUAUAUGUUUGGGAUAUGAACUCUCGAAGUCUUGUUACAAAGUUUGUUGAUGAUGGUAUAUUAGUGGGGACUUCAAUGGCAGCAUCAUAUGAUUAUCUUGCUACAGGAUCAUCCUGGGGAGUAGUCAAUUUGUAUGAAAGGCCUGAAAAAUCAGGUACUCCACCUAAGCCACUUAAAGCAUUUAUGAAUCUUGUUACUCAAGUUACUUCUUUAAAGUUCAAUUCUACACAACAGAUUCUUGCCAUGGCUUCAGAUGAAAAAGAUAACCAUGUUAAAUUGGCCCACCUUCCAUCAAUGACGGUGUAUAAUAAUUUUCCAUCCUUCACUUCUCAGCUAGGAAGAAUACAAGCCUUCGACUUUUCCCCCUCUUCUGGUUACUUUUCUUGUGCCAACAGUAAGAGCACUGCAUUCCUAUACAGAUUAAGGCAUUAUGGAAACUACUAAUCCUAUCCUAUGCCAACCAAAAUUUUUUAUAAUAGAGGACUAUUAGCCAUAUGAGUGUGUGAAUUUGGAGGUAAGGAAGUCUACUAAAGCAUAGAAAAUAUCAAUUUAAAAAACUUCUGUACGACAGUGGUUUGUGCAAGAUCCUAUAAGUGCUCCUCCACUCUGGAAUUAAAGUCAGCUAUUUAUACUCAGAGAAACAACCACAGCAGCUCUACCAUCAUAUUUCUUUCAGCAACAACAAUAAUAUUAAUUGAAGAUCGAUUUUAUGUAUAUUUUUUUUGUAAGUUAAUUAAUACAAUAUAGAGGAACUAAAGAAAUUACUAAUUUAUUCGAGAACUUUAUUCUCUUGAGAGCCUUUCAAAGAAUCAAGAUUUUUUAUGUACCUAAAGAUCUAUCUCUUAAAUUUUUAACUGUUAUGUAAUAAAUGUAAGUGUUAUGUAAUAAAUAACCGAAAUUUGUUUUUGU
Messenger RNA from Nezara viridula (southern green stink bug), 2065 nucleotides. NCBI's taxonomy places the organism in Eukaryota, Metazoa, Arthropoda, Insecta, Hemiptera, Pentatomidae. The record is from the annotation of a GenBank genome assembly.